CUUAAAGUGAGUGUAAGCACCACUACCAUGUCAAUUUACGCGUCAAAUUGUCUCGAACAUGUUCUCCUUCAACACCGCUCUGAUCUCUCUCGCCGCACUUAUAGCAAGGCCCGUCCUUGCUGGUACCACAAUCUGGUCCGGGAGCUUUGACUACUACAACACUUCUGCGGACUUUGAUACAUGGUCAUGGGCCAACCCGGUUGGAGAGUAUCAAUGGUACAUCCAUGGAAGCCAGAACACCAGCCACUACCUGGCCUUAGACCCUUCUUACAAGAACCCGGCCGACACGUCUGAGACGCACGGCCUGAAGCUGACCAUCGACAGCACGUCGACAUGGAACUCGCAGUUUGAGCGCUCUGAGCUCAUUCCUCAAACGAAGGAGAACCUCGGCCAGGGCGAGCUGUUCUACCACUUCUCGAUGAUGCGCUCGGCGACGAACGCUCCCGAUUCCGCUGACGAGCACCAGAUGGUCUUCUUUGAGUCGCACUUCACCGAGAUGAAGUACGGUGUCGCUCCGAACGCGUCCUAUCUCGAAUGGCACAUCCAGAGCCAGCCCCAAUGGGGAGUCGAAUGGGAAGCAGGCACCUGGUACAACUUCGCCUACGACAUCGAUUUUGACGCUGGCACCGUCGGUCUUUGGGCUUCCACCGGUGGCGACGACCUCGUGCGCGUGAUGCCUCAGACUACCGCGUCGACGUCCACAAACUCGGAGGACUGGCAUCUCGGCGUGCUGCGCCUUGUGAACUCGGCUGAGACGGAGGACUUCUACUUCUCUGGCGUGUACAUCGAGAACGGGCCCAUCACUGCUUCCAUCGCUGGCAGCAACAGCACCAGCAGCAGGAAGUAAGCUGCAGAUGUCCAACGUCAGCGAUGGUUUUGAUUUGCGAAGCUACCUUCUUCAUAUUUUGCAUUUUGGGGCACAGCUGCAGUCACUGUUAUUACAUCAUGAAAGCAUAC
Messenger RNA from Coniophora puteana RWD-64-598 SS2, 957 nucleotides. RefSeq lists its product as uncharacterized. The record is from RefSeq and is a predicted model, not a curated record. Bases 59 to 847 code for a protein of 262 amino acids. The transcript is spliced from 7 exons. NCBI's taxonomy places the organism in Eukaryota, Fungi, Basidiomycota, Agaricomycetes, Boletales, Coniophoraceae.